This is a messenger RNA of Lagopus leucura (white-tailed ptarmigan), 2305 nucleotides long. RefSeq names its product NACC family member 2 (gene NACC2). NCBI's taxonomy places the organism in Eukaryota, Metazoa, Chordata, Aves, Galliformes, Phasianidae. The transcript is spliced from 6 exons. Gene Ontology annotation, molecular function: DNA-binding transcription factor activity, RNA polymerase II-specific; protein binding; RNA polymerase II cis-regulatory region sequence-specific DNA binding. Bases 287 to 2023 code for a protein of 578 amino acids. Gene Ontology annotation, biological process: regulation of transcription by RNA polymerase II. The record is from RefSeq and is a predicted model, not a curated record.
UCGGUGGCAAUUGGGAUUUUCAGUUGUUUUUGAUCUGCUGGACUGCUGCAUGGAGCCCUGGGGGUGUGGGGGGGGUCCCGGGCUCUGGCUGUGAGCUGCUGAAUGCACAGUGCUUUGCUUUGCCUUAGUUGUGGUGCACAGGAGGCACUGAUGCUGACCAUCUCAGCUUUGCGCACCGGCUCCACGCUGCCAUCACGUUUAUUGAGGAUAUGGGCAGCCCCGAGAUGUGCCCUACUUUGGAUACCCCUGCAUUGAAUGCCUGAGGAGCUCCGGCGGAUCCUGAGCCAUGUCGCAGAUGUUGCACAUAGAGAUUCCCAACUUUGGGAACACCGUGCUGGGCUGCCUGAACGAGCAGCGCCUGCUGGGGCUGUACUGCGAUGUCUCCAUCGUGGUGAAGGGCCAGGCCUUCAAGGCACACCGUGCUGUGCUGGCUGCCAGCAGCCUCUACUUCCGAGACUUGUUCAGCGGGAACAGCAAAAAUGCCUUUGAGCUGCCGGGGACGGUGCCCCCUGCUUGCUUCCAGCAGAUCCUCUCCUUUUGCUACACCGGCAAGCUCACCAUGGCGGCCAGCGAGCAGCUGGUGGUGAUGUACACGGCGGGCUUCCUGCAGAUCCAGCAUAUCGUGGAGAAGGGGACAGACUUGAUGUUCAAGGUGAGCUCGCCCCACUGUGACUCUCAGACCGCCAUGAUCGAAGACCCCUCCUCAGAGCCGCAGAGCCCCUGCAACCAGCUGCAAUCGGCCUCUGCGCCCUACGUCAUGUCCCCCUCCAUGCCCAUCCCGCUCCUCACCCGAGUCAAGCACGAGAGCCUGGAGCUGCCACCGGCCGCUGUGCCGGGCCUGCCUGCCAAGCGGCCCCUGGAGCCGGGCGCACGUGAUGGCCCUGCAGGAGCAGGCCCUGCUGCCGGCCCGCUGAAGCUGUCGCGUGUCUCCUACUAUGGGGUGCCCAACCUGGCCUCCCUCCUGCCCACCGUGCAGCAGGUGCAGUACUCGCAGGGGGAGCGCACCAGCCCCGGCGCCAGCAGCAUCCCCACCACCGACAGCCCCACGUCCUACCACAACGAGGAGGAUGAGGAGGACGACGAGGCGUACGACACCAUGGUGGAGGAGCAGUACGGGCAGAUGUACAUCAAAUCCUCGGGAGGCUAUUCUGUUGCACAAGAAAAGCCGGAGCAGAUCCCGCUGGAGAACCGCUCCUGUGUCCUCAUCCGCCGGGAUCUGGUUGCCCUCCCAGCCAGUCUCAUCAGCCAGAUCGGGUACCGCUGCCACCCCAAGCUCUACUCCGAGGGGGACCCUGGGGAGAAGCUGGAGCUCGUGGCAGGCUCAGGUGUUUACAUCACGCGGGGGCAGCUGAUGAAUUGCCACUUAUGUGCUGGUGUCAAACACAAAGUCCUCCUGAGGCGUCUCCUGGCCACGUUCUUCGAUCGGAACACCCUUGCCAACAGCUGCGGAACCGGAAUCCGCUCCUCCACGAGCGACCCCAGCAGGAAACCUCUGGACAGCAGAGUCCUGAACGCUGUGAAACUGUAUUGUCAGAAUUUUGCCCCGAGCUUUAAGGAAAGCGAGAUGAAUGUCAUAGCAGCUGACAUGUGCACCAACGCCCGCCGGGUCCGCAAGCGUUGGCUCCCGAAGAUCAAAUCCAUGCUGCCCGAGGGGAUGGAGAUGUACCGCACCGUGAUGGGCUCCACCACAAACAGCGUCCCUCUGGAUCCCGAAUUCCAGCCCAGCUCUGCUCAGGUCUUUGAGCAGCAAAUCUAUGCAGAAAGGAGGAGCGAUUCAGGAACUAUAGUAGCACUGAGAACUAACACAGUGAGCGUCGAUCUGAGCAACGGAUCCAGCCAGUCCUUCGAACAGAGCGAGGAUGCCGAGGGCGCCGGCUCUGUCAUACAGGAGGCGGCUGCCACGGAUGCCAUGGCAUCGGAUACCCAAAGCACUCCCCAACCUUUUGAGCAGGGCUCGGGCCCCUCCAGCCGGCCCGAAACUCCGGUGAGAAGACAGGAUGGCACUUAUGGAGGGACUUUAUAGAGAGAGCAAACGUUUUGCGACCUAUAAGGGAUCUGUAAUACUAAAGCUGCUUGCAUGCAUUACUAAUACAAAACAAAAAUGUGAUCAAGCCACUUACCUACUGAACUGCUACUGUUGCCUGAAAAAAAUGUGAUUUUUAUUCUGCUUGUAUUUAAAAUUUAUGAAGGAAAUAAUCGCAUUCGUUAUACUGUAAACGAUAGGUCUGUGGCGACCUACUUAAAAAAAGAGAAAACUAUCGGGCUCCUUUUUUUGAUAUUCCUGAGGUUAGUCUAUGCGAUUGUA